Molecule: messenger RNA, 911 nt
Organism: Mizuhopecten yessoensis (Yesso scallop)
Lineage: Eukaryota; Metazoa; Mollusca; Bivalvia; Pectinida; Pectinidae
Exons: 2
Coding region: 84-911 (275 amino acids)
Source: RefSeq, a predicted model, not a curated record
CUGACAGACUGUCCUACAGACGGUAAGGUUAGGAGCUCAGGGUUCUGUGAUGUAUAAGAAAUGAAUAAGAUUUGAUGUGAUCUAUGUCGUCACAGAAUCGAGUGUCACCAGAGCCUGGGGCUGAGGAGGUUGGGGUCAGGUAUCGAGGUAGUGAGUCCUACCUCAUGGAGACUCGCUGCCCAGGAAGCAGCAUCACAGACAUCAGGGUCCCGAACUGCUCUCAGGGGAGCAGUAUCACAGAUGUACAUAUACCAUCAGCCCCUCAACAGGCCAACUACCUGGAACCUGGGCAGGAAUCAUUUCCACAACGCCGUGAAAAUGCCUGGGGAGACGAUUGCUACAAUGAUGAUUUGCAGAAGGAGACAAGUCAUCAAGGAAGUGUUUUGACAGUAAAUACUGACAACUCACAGAUUACAGCUAGCCAACCAGACAGUGGCUUUAUUGCAGAUCAUCAUUUUGACAGUUCUCAGAAGGAGGCUAAAAACCAAGACAACAAUUGGUCAGAGGGUCAUCAUAAGGAUAAUGAAGACGAGGUUCAUCGAGUUAGAAAUGCUUGGGCAGAUCCUUAUCCCUACAAGACUGAUCAUGUUGACAAUAGCAGUUCUGAAGGUCAUAAGGACAGCAAGCAGAAGGAGCGUGCAGGGCCAAGUUUGGCCUUUGCAGCUACCAAUGACAAUACUCAACCACUGACUGCCCUUCCUGAACAUUCUCGGACUGUGUCCAGUCACGAUGACAGCUCACGAAAAAAUACUGGUCAACAGAAAACUGCUCAAAAUUGGUUACCACGGAAACACAAAGAAGACAUACAGGACUGGGCAUAUGAUGAUAAUGUGCCAAUAAAGGACUUUCCUUUACCAAACAUAGAACGGCCAAAUGAUCGCAUUAUUGGAGGUAAGCACUCCCUUUUUUAA